AUGUCUCUAGUAUACUCCUUCUUGCCAGACACAUCACCAUCCAAACAGUUUCACAAUGCCAUCUCUUUUUCAACAUUAGAAGCUGGCCGUGCCAAAUGUGAAGCCAUCCAGACUCGCCAAAAGAAGGGAGCCAAUUUGCCUAGCAAAGAUCGUUCGUACAAUCCCCGUGCUGAUCCUACCCAGGAACCUAUCCUCUUGAAAAAUGCAGUCGUUUGGGAUGGCCAAGGACAAGUGCUGGAAAAUGUGGAUGUUUAUAUUGAGAAUGGUGUUAUUCGGCAAGUGGAAAAGGGUAUCCAAGUGGAUGGCACUCAAGGCGUGAAAGUGAUAGAUGUUGCUGGACACAUUGUCAGUCCUGGUUUAGUAGAUAUGCACAGUCAUAUAGGUGUCGAUGGCUGGCCACGAUAUACCUCCUCUAUAGAUGCCAAUGAGAUGCCAAACCCUAUUACGCCCUACGUACGUAUACUCGAUGGAUUCAAUCCCUCCGAUAACGCUAUUCGCAUUGUUGCCUCUGGUGGCAUCACAUCAGUCUUAGCUUUGCCUGGGUCUGCCAAUGUCAUUGGUGGUGAAGCUUAUGCCUUCAAGCUGCGUCCUCGAUCUACUGUCAGUAACGAGGAUAUGCUUGUGCAAGCCAACAACACUGAGGAUACAGAGUGGCGUUGGAUGAAGAUGGCGUGUGGUGAGAAUCCCAAGCGCAUCUAUGGCAGUCUUUUACACAUGCAACCCUCUACACGUCUCGGCAUGGCGUAUAUGCUGCGCAAGGAGCUAACCAAGGCCCAAGCGCUCAUGCGCCAACAAGAUGACUGGUGUCAUAAUGCUCAGCAUGGUCGGGUGGACACGGUGUUUCCGGAAGACAUCGAUUUGGAAUCAUUGGUUGCACUCUUACGAGGCCAGGUUUUGCUCAAUAUUCAUUGCUAUGAAACUUACGAUAUCGAAGCCUUAAUCCGCCAUUCACUGGAAUUCAACUUUACCAUCAGUGCUUUCCAUCAUGCCUUGGACGCCUAUCGUGUCCCAGAAAUUCUGCGUCGUGCCACAAAUAACAUCACCAUUGCUACCUUUGCUGACAAUUGGGGAUACACCAAAGAGACGUACCAAUCGAUCCCUGAAGCUCCCAAAAUUUUGUAUGAGGCAGGUGUUCCUUUAGCACUCAAGAGUGAUCAUCCUGUUCUCAAUUCACAGCGCUUGAUGUUUGAGGCAGCUAAAGCCACGCAUUACGGCUUGCCUCCACAAGAAGCCCUCAGAGCUGUUACGUCUACUCCUGCUAAUGCCAUGGGCUUGGGUCAUCGUAUCGGGUCUCUCAAAGUUGGAUAUGACGCAGAUAUUGUCAUCUGGGAUUGUGAGCCUCUUGCCUUGGCUGCUGUGCCUUUGCAGGUGCUUGUGGAUGGUGUACCUCUGUUUGAUGAGCGUCCCAUUGAACCUGCUGAGAAUGCUCAACAGGCUACUAAAAAGCAUAGCGUGCAAACAGUGCCAAAGAGAAUGGAUAGGGCUAAAAGCUUUGUGCUGAAAAAUGCUGGAUACUCAUUCCUGAAUAACACACUUGUCAAGGGACCUUUGAAUCUGGUUGUUGAGAAUGGCACCAUUAUAUGCACUGGCUCUCACUGUGCAUCCACUUCAACAGACAUGCUGGUGUAUGACCUUCAAGGUGGGUAUGUUCUCCCUGGAUUCGUCGGUGUAGGAUCUAGCCUUGGAUUGAUUGAGAUGUUCUUUGAGCCCAUGACGGGUGAUGGAAAUGCGCCUGCUAUCCGAAACGAUAACCCCAAGGACCUCCUUCGAGCUGUCGAUGGCAUUAAGCUUGGUACACAUCAAUUAGAAGCAGCUUAUAAAGGAGGCAUCCUGUCUGUAAUCACUGCUCCUAUGUCUAAAAACAUUGUCAUUGGUGUUUCUGCUGCUUUCAAGACACAUGCCGAGUCUCUGCUGCAUAAAGGUGCUCUGUUAUCCAAGGCUGUUGCACUUCAUAUGCAAAUUGGCCAUGAAUUCAAAUCUGACAGCUUUCCUACAGUCUCCAGUCAAAUUAAUUACAUUCGUCAACUGUUGACAGACAACAUGGCAAACAACAAUUAUUAUGGCCAAGCUGCCAGAGGUGAAAUUCCUACUAUCAUUACGACUCAUAACAAGGAUGAAAUUGCCUCUCUUGUUACACUCAAGAGAGAAGAUCUCCCCAAGGCUCGUAUUGUAAUUCACGGCGGCACCGAGUCCUAUCUCGUUGCUCAAUUCCUAAAGGAAGCAGACAUCCCAGUGGUGCUCAGUCCCGUCUUGUGCACACCCAUCAACUUUGAUUCUAUUCAUUGCUUGACAGGCGCGCCAUUAACGAACGGUACAGCAGCACAUGUGCUCCACAAACAUGGCGUCAAGAUUGCAGUAGGCAUUCCUGACAACAGCUACUCUCGUAAUCUGAUUUGGGAAGCUGGAUGGCUAGCUGCAUCAUCCCCUUCCUCUGCUGAAUUAGAUAGCGGUCUAAUUAGUGAAGAAGACUCUAUCAGGUUCAUCACGACCAAUGUGCAAGACAUUUAUGGCCUUGCUACUGCUGUGGAUCCAAACGAGUUUGUUGUGUACUCUGGAAAUCCAUUAGAAAUGACCAGCCGACUGAUGCUGAUCAAUACAAAUGAGGGACUUUAUAUAGUGUAG
Messenger RNA from Mucor velutinosus, 2622 nucleotides. RefSeq lists its product as uncharacterized. Gene Ontology annotation, biological process: purine nucleobase catabolic process. Gene Ontology annotation, cellular component: cytoplasm. NCBI's taxonomy places the organism in Eukaryota, Fungi, Mucoromycota, Mucoromycetes, Mucorales, Mucoraceae. Gene Ontology annotation, molecular function: allantoinase activity. The transcript is spliced from 4 exons. The record is from RefSeq and is a predicted model, not a curated record. Bases 1 to 2622 code for a protein of 873 amino acids.